CUGACCUUCCCUGACGCUCAAUGCUGACACCGGAGACUCAGACAACAGUUCGCUUUCGCUCUGCCAUGGAUUGGUUCGCACAUCUGGCCACACAGACGCCACCGAAAUCGGCAAGCUGGUUUGAUAUGUGCGAGGCCUGUGGUCAAAACCCUAAGAUUGUGGCUCAGAAUGGCAUGAAACGGCCUUAUUGUAGCAGGAGUUGUGCCCUUAGUGAUUGCUCACAGGCUGCUCAUCUGAGGGAGGUCGAGCCAGAUGACGUCACUUUUGCAGACAUUCAAACCAAAUUUUCGGCUGGGUGGAAGAAGGAGCAGCCAGUGUUAGAGAGGGUAUACAAAGUUGAGUACCCCCACAUCGUCAUAGCCGCGUACCUGGCACAUAUAAGCAAGCUCACUGGCAGCAGUCACGGCUGUCAAACCAUUCAGACGUACUUCGCCUCUGAGUGCGUUUGCGGCAUGGCCAUCUCUGGUCCUUCCCUCUGUCAAGACUCGUCGUGCGGGAUCUGUCAGCCUGUAACGUCCUCUUUUCGAACCUUCGCAUGCGGGGAAACCAAGAAAGUAGGCAGGAAGGGUCCAGGAAUCUACACGUAUCAGGAGCCCAGGCGGGCCCAUCGAUACGCUACGUGCGCAAGCCCUUCACCCUAUAGGGUGAUGGUAGUGUGUGAUGUCGCAUUACCUGCAGACCAUCGUCUCUCGCGAUCGAGGUCAAUCUUUUCACACAAGGCGGACGGUGUCAUGCCUCGUUAUAUUCUCGUCUACCGGACCGAGUCGCGCGAGACAAGUCCAGAAACGGCUUCGGACGCAUGACCCGUGAAGAUAAGUUUGAAAAGAUGGGGCGAAGAUAUAUAUCACGGAUAUUGUUUGGGAGGUAUACUACUGUUAUUUGCUUUCAUUUUUGCUCUCGAUAUUUGCUUUUUGAGUGACUCAAUCGUUGCUUCUGGGAUUGACGGCGGUGCAAUCUCUGUAAUUCUAUA
Molecule: messenger RNA, 970 nt
Organism: Stereum hirsutum FP-91666 SS1
Lineage: Eukaryota; Fungi; Basidiomycota; Agaricomycetes; Russulales; Stereaceae
Exons: 7
Coding region: 66-803 (245 amino acids)
Source: RefSeq, a predicted model, not a curated record